This is a messenger RNA of Didymodactylos carnosus, 5955 nucleotides long. The record is from the annotation of a GenBank genome assembly. NCBI's taxonomy places the organism in Eukaryota, Metazoa, Rotifera, Eurotatoria, Philodinida, Philodinidae.
AUGAACGAUACAGAUUCUGCAGAUAUGUCAGACGAUGAUGAUUUUGGACUUGAUAAUGAUUUAACCACAGCUAAUUCAAACGAGCAAACACCAAUUAUUAUCGAAGAUUUAACAACAGCGAUCGAUAUAUCUGUACCAGAAGAAUUACAACAAUUUGAUAGUAGUAAAUUUGCGCAAGAUUUAUUAUCAAAAGUUGGUACAAGUGAUUUUCAGACAUGUCUCUAUCAACAUUGGCGUCGUUAUACUCCAUUAUGUUAUACCUAUCAUCCAAAUCUUGUCAAAGGCAUGAUUGAAUUAAGAGCACAAGAUAUUUUAUUUCGUCCUUUAGAAAUAUUUUUGUAUGGAACACAAGAUACAGAGAAUGCAAUACAAACAAUUAAAGGAUUAAAUAAUCCACCAACAGUUUGUGGACAUUUAUUUAAAUCCGAAGAACCAACCUAUUUUUGUCGAGAUUGUUGUGUUGAUGCCACAUGUGUAUUGUGUACAGAAUGUUUUUUACAAAGUGAACAUCGAAAACAUCGAUACAAAAUGAAUGUGUCAGCUGGUGGUGGCUAUUGUGAUUGUGGUGAUACAGAAGCAUGGAAACAAGAUGUUCACUGUGCUUUACAUAAACCAAAAAAUGAUCAGGAACAAGAUAAUAAUGAUAUUCUAGAACGUUUACCAAAUCUAUUGAAAAUUCGUGCGGGACUGUUAUUUGAAGUAUUAUUAAAUUUCAGUGUACAAUUACUAUGUUGUGGAGAUUAUCAAGAGACACCGGUGGUAUUGAGAAAUGAUGAUUGGGAUGGUAAUCAUGAUCGAUAUGUGACAAUGUUAUUUAAUGAUGAAAUUCAUACCUAUGAUCAAGUUAUAGCAGUUUUAACUCGUUCAAUUUCAUGUUCAAAACAAGAAGGUCAUGAGUAUGCAUCUGUCGUCGAUCGUGAAGGACGAACAGCAGUCAGAUGUGGAAAUCUUGAGCAAUGUCAGGAAGUACAACAAAUGAUAAUGCACCACACAGUUGAUAUACCACUCAAAUGUCGAGUUUAUCCGAAAUGUUUUGUAUCUUUACAAUAUUUUGCACAAAAAUUAAUGUUAUAUAUGCAAGAGGUCAUUGCAAUUUCGGAUGGAUUUCGAAGACUAUUUUGUUUAUGUGAAAUGAAUGCAAAAGAUCAAUUAACAUUAACCGAACGAAUUCUGUUAGCAGAAAAUGUUUUAUGGAAAAGUGCAAAAUCAGUAUUACAUCAGAUAUUCAUUAAUAGUUUUUUUAUGGAUUCUGAAUGGAAGAAAACGUUUGCUAUACUAUAUAUGAAGAAUUAUUCAACUAUAUGGAGAAAUUAUGUUAAAGAUCAUGAUGAAUAUGUUUCAUUUACCGAUUUGUCAGUGCAAGUUUAUACCGUUCCAAGUUUGGCACGAUAUUUGAUUUCAUCUCAUAAUGCAUUUCAAACAAUUGUCGAAGCAUUUCUUGAAUAUUGUAGAAAAAAAUUAAAUUGUAUGUAUAUUAAACGCAUUGUUUAUAUUCCUUAUCGUAGUUUAACGGUUAUUUUGUUUUCUUUUGAAGCUCAAGAAAAAUUGUUAUUUCUUCGUACAACAACAUCAAUGGUUCAAAAUGAGUUUCGUCGAGCACAAUCGAUACUCUAUGAUUUAAAAUAUCUCUUAGGUAUUGUACCAACUCAAUAUACACCAGAAUUACGUGAAAAUUUUUUGAAUGGUUUUACAUCUUUCUUACGACUUUUAUCAUAUAUGCAUGGUAUGGAUAAAGUUGUAAGACAAGUUGGUCAACAUAUUGAAUUUGAACCAGAAUGGGAAACUGGUUUUAACAUUGUUAUUAAAAUCCAAACAAUUAUACAAUCGAUUUUAGAAUGGUGUUCACAAGAUCCUGAACUUUCACAAAAGGCUUAUGUGAAAACUGGUGAAACUCUAGCAUCCAUGCAACAAAAUUCCGAUAUAUCUCAUAUGAUUAAGAAAGAUGCAUCGCCAAUAGUCAAAAUAAGUGUUCAUGACCACAAAAUUGAAUGUUACUCGUACGAUGUUCAAAAAGAUCCAAUCUCUGUUCAUAUUCCUGUUGCUCGUUUACUUGCUGCAAUUUACAUUCAUUUACAACGAUAUACCGAUCCGACAGCUACAUUUCACAAUCUGUGUCAACAGUAUAAGAUUUAUCCAUGUUUUUUCUAUGAAGAAGCGUUACGUAUUCAAGUAUUAUCUGCUCAACACAUCGCUGGAUUAUGGAGACGAAAUGGUUAUUCUCUAUCAAAUCAACUUUACUUUUAUAGUAAUAUCAAAUGUCGUAAAGAAAUGUAUGAUCGAGAUAUAUUAGCGUUGCAAAUAGGUGCCUCAUUAACACAGCCUAACACAUUUCUGGUACAAUUAUUACAUAAAUUUGGACUACUCGAAUGGGUCAGAUCUCCUGAAAAUGGUUAUUCAACAGAAACCGAGACGAAAACACGUGAGAAAGUUCGUAUUAUGGAAGAAUUUUUACAUUUGUUAAUCAUAAUACUUGGUGAACGUUAUGAGCCGUAUGUUGGCCAAGUAAUGAAAGAUGAAAAAUUAAAACGUGAAAUUAUUCAUCAGUUAUGUACAGGACCACUGCCACAUAGUGAACUAGUUCGAAAUUUUACAGAUUCUGGACAAGAAGUAGGGACAGUUGAUCUUGAAUCAGUAUUGAAAGAAACUGCCGAUUUCAAAAAGUUAUCUCACACAUCAAAAGGCCAUUAUGAAUUAAAAAAUGAUUGUUUAAUAGAUUACAAUCCAUUUUAUUAUCAUUAUACAAAAGCUGAUCAAUGCAGAUCUGAAGAAUAUGUAUUGAAACGUCGUAAAAUUCUUGGUUUAUCUUCGUUACUGUUAAUUCCAUCUCCACCGGCAUUCUAUGAUUCAUUUCAAUCUAUUAUUCAAUUGUUACAAUGUGACAUAUUUUUAACAUUAAUUAAAGCGGUCCUCCAUCGAACCAUUGAUCAAAAAGCUGAAUUAUGGUCUGAAGCAAUUCUAAUACGGGCAUUGCAUUUAAUUACUUUAGCUUUGUUUGAAGAAGAACGUUCAUUUCAUAAACAACAAACAUUGUCAUCAAAUGUAUCUUCUCACAACUUUCAGUUUUGUGAAAAUAGUCAAAAAUAUGGAAUUGAAAAACUAUUAACACAAUUAACAACGGCAACUAAAGCAGAAACUUGUAAAGAAUUUGUUUCUCAUAUUUUGAAGUCGUUUAAUAAGUUUAAUGAAAAGCAAAAUGUCAGAGAUGAGCAAUCAUCAUCAUUAACUGUUAGUCAAGAUUUCACAAAUGAUACUAAUAAAAAAGCUCAAAAAGAAAAACGUCGAAAAGAAUUAGCGGCACAAAAACGAGCAAAAAUCAUAGCACAAAUGACAGCGUUACAAAAAAAUUUCAUGGAAGGAAAUAAAGAUCUUUUUGACGAAGCGCAUAUAUCCACGGGGAAUGAUUCAUUAUCUCCGUCGUUGCCAUCGAGUUUGAUAGCAACACCUGUUUUGCUGGGAACAGAAUCAGGCAUGACAGAAUCAAUGGAUACAAAUUUCCCAGAAGAGCUUUAUGCAAAGGAACGCACUAAUCAAGUUUUCCAAUCGUGUCUUGGUACAACCGAUUUGGACUUAUCAAGUCAAACAAAUCUGAUAUUAACGUGCAUAUUUUGUCAAGAAAACUCAGAAGUCAGACUCAAUUCAGAUGCCAUUGUUUUACCAGCUUAUAUUGAAAGCUCUCGUACAUUAUCGAAAAAUCGUUUACGAAAAAUUGAAAAUCCCGAUACAUUUGAUCCGUCAUUUAUGUCAAAUGAUUUAUAUUGGGGUAUUCAUGUUUCGUCGUGUGGACAUGCUAUUCACGCCUCAUGUUGGAUAAAGUAUCAUGAUUCUGUUUUAAUUCAAGAUCAACGUCGUGUAUUACGUAUGCGUGGAGCAACAAAUUAUGAUGUUGAACGAGGUGAAUUUUUAUGUCCGUUAUGUCAAACGUUGAGUAAUACUGUUAUACCCGUGCUACCAUAUUUGCGUUCAUUUGCUGGCGACAUUAAACUUACACCACCUCAAAUGUCUUAUAAAGAUUGGUUAGAUGGACUUGAAAAAGCACUUAAUGGUAGUAUUGAAUCUCGGUAUGAAGAUGAAAGUCAUGAAGAACAAUUAUUUUUUAAUCCAUGUCCAUUAUCAUCCAUAACAAAAAUGAUGGCUGAAACGGUAGCAUUCAAUUUUCAAUUAUUGUUCGGAUUUGCUGGCGGUUCAAAAGUACAAGAAUUUUCUGAUAGUAUACGAGAACGAAUAACUACAUUUGGGAGAAGUAUUUAUACGCUUGGUUUAAAUGUUGAUCCAGAUGAUGAUAACGAUAGAGUACCGACAAUACUGUGGACAUCCUGCGCUUAUACAAUACAAACGAUUGAAAAUUUAUUACGAAUUGAUUCAAAAUCAAUUUUAUCACCCUUACCGUUACGUCAAACAGAAUUAAUUUCAGCAUUAGUUAAAGUAGCAGCUGUGAACGGUCUAUUGCAUGAUAUUGAUAAAAUAAAAAAGCAUUGCCUCAAACUUCUAUCUGUAUUAUUACCAUCUCGAGUUCGCCUACAAGUACCAUCGUUGAGCGAUGUUGACUUAUUUCAUUUGCUUGUUUCACUUUGUUUUACAAUUCCCAUAUUAUUUACAAAUGAAAUACCUCGAUUUGCCCAUGUAGCCAUCGGAAAUUUAAACGAUUUAUAUUUGAUGCGCCUCAUAUUAACGGCACAUUGUUUACAGAUAUUAUCUAGUCACAAUUUUAUUUACCAACAAGAUCAAAACAUUUCUGAGUCUUUGAACAGUGAUACUAUUAAUACUGAUGAUGAUGAAGAAAUAGAAGCAAUUAACAGUGUUGUACAAAGGAUCGUUCAAUCACAAAAUGAAUUAAUCUCGAUUGAAUGUACUGAUGUUAAUGAACAUAUUGGUCAGUCUAUUUUACCAAAUGAUGGAAAACAAAUUAUUGAAAGAUUAUGUCAUGAUAAAUAUACAAAAAAAUUAAAAUGGUUUAUGGGCGAUAAUGUUUGGUAUAUGUGUCAACGUGAAACAUUAACAUUAAAAUUACCAAAAUAUCGAGCAAUAACAACUGAUUGUAGUAAAAAUAGUGAAUUUAAUUCAGCUAUAUUCAAUGAAUGUCGAUCUAAUCAGUCUUGUCAAACUUCUUCACAACGUUUAUUAUCUGGUCGUGCAUUACGUGAAAAAUUAAAAUUAUCUUUGUUACCGUUAUUAAGAUGUUCAGCUAUAUUCUAUCAUUAUUUAACCGGCAUAGCUUGGCCAACAAUAUCUACAACAGCUUUACCCGAUUCACCAAGUGAAUAUACAAUGAUUUGUCAGUAUCUUGGUCUACCAAAUUGUUUAUCAAAAAUUUUAAAUCAAAAUAAUGAUAACAAUUUAAACGAUUUAGUAAACAGUUUAACUAGUUCAGAUACUAUUACUUCACGUGACCAGAUAAAUACUGUUCCACUCAUUUAUCCAAUGGAAGUCAAUGAACUCUAUCCAUUACCCAAAGAAUAUAUCGAUCUGAUGAAUCAAGUAUCACAAGGUGUUGCUCCAUAUAAAUAUGCUCGUGAUGAGACACGUUCACCAUGUAUAUGUUUAAUAUGUGGUGAAAUUGUUGUUCGAUCAUCUCAAACAAAUCGUCAAACAUCUGUAUCGUCAUUAGUGACAACCAAUCAUCCAGAAGCAAAUCUUGGUCCAUGUUAUUUGCAUACACUUCGAUGUUGUGGAUCGGUUGGUUUAUAUUUACGUGUUAAAGAAUGUUCAUUAUUAGUAUUAAAUAUUACUGAUAAUGGACGAGGAAACAAAGCUCGAGGAACAUUAAUACCGACACCAUAUCUUGAUGAUUACGGAGAAACUGAUCAAAAUUUAAGACGUGGCAAUCCGUUGCAUUUGUGCGAAGAACGAUAUCAUUUAUUACAUCGACGAUGGUUAUCUCAUACGUAUCCUGAAGAUAUUUCACGUAAUAUGGAAUUAAGUGCAUCUGUCUACGCAACGAAUUGGACUCUGUUUUAA